This is a messenger RNA of Exophiala spinifera, 510 nucleotides long. RefSeq lists its product as uncharacterized. The coding region runs from base 1 to 510 and encodes 169 amino acids. NCBI's taxonomy places the organism in Eukaryota, Fungi, Ascomycota, Eurotiomycetes, Chaetothyriales, Herpotrichiellaceae. The transcript has 2 exons. The record is from RefSeq and is a predicted model, not a curated record.
AUGCCCGGAGGAGAAGACAAAUACCAUUGGGCUACCUUCAUUGGCCCCAAAAAAGAAGGAGCUGGCGCUCAAGGCAAGCGAUUUCAUGCGACGGAGUCGAUGGCCGUUGUCAAUGGCCAGGUCCGGCCAGUCUGGCAAUUUGAAGAACGGGAUAUCAGGAUGGAGCCAACCAAUAUGAUUCUAGUCCGAGUUGUCGUGGGCAAGAUCAAGAAAAGGGCGCAAGUCAAGGCCAUCCUGAGAAGCAUCCCCGUAAGAGGACAAACUCCAGGGUGGAACUGCGUGCACUGGGCAAAGGACGCAUCGGAGUCACUGCUGCAACACCAGGAAUCGGGUCGGCGCAUACUCGAGAACCAUAGGCUCGAUUGGGACACGGUUCGCUACUGGGCAUUAUGGUAUGUUCAGUAUAAGGAAGCUGAACACCGUUUCGACGGCCAAGCCACACCGGGUACAUUCGACAUGGGCAAGGUUCCUACGUACAACUUACUCAAAGAAUCUGAACAGACCCCUUAG